This is a messenger RNA of Phalaenopsis equestris, 1480 nucleotides long. RefSeq lists its product as uncharacterized. The coding region runs from base 244 to 1062 and encodes 272 amino acids. The transcript is spliced from 4 exons. The record is from RefSeq and is a predicted model, not a curated record. Gene Ontology annotation, cellular component: endoplasmic reticulum. Lineage: Eukaryota; Viridiplantae; Streptophyta; Magnoliopsida; Asparagales; Orchidaceae.
UCCCUCACGGCGGAAUAAAAUGUCUGCGAUACCUUCGAUGCCGUACCGUUUACCCAACCGGGGAGCUGAUAAACCCUAGUCCUCUCCUCUCUUCCCUUUUUCAUUAUCGGGAGAACGAGUCUAGAUCGGGGUUUGACUUCAAAACCAUCUCGAGGUAUUCGAUGAUCGCAUCAUCGGUGGGGGUGAAACUUUGAGCGCUGGCUCUGGCGUCCUCUGCCGUUUCCGUCUUCUUUGCUCUUAGUAAUGGCGCUUCCGAAGGCCGGUCGUGAUGAGGAGAGCGCCGCAUCGGGAGGUGAGGACUCGCCGACGAGCAAGAAGCCGAGGUCGGAUGCGAAGUUUCCGCUUUCGCGGUUUGAACUGGCGGCCGCAAUCGCCGUCUUCCUCACGUUUGUCGUUGGCAUCCUUUCCAUCUUCAGCACAAUGCCCAGGGGAGAGUACGACAAGAUUCUCCGUCUGCCGCGGAGUCUUUCGGAUCUCCGGCUUCUCAAGGAUAAUAUUGCUGUGUACGCGACCGAUUACCAAAUAAAUUUUAUGCUUGGUUACUGCUCCGUGUACAUCUUUAUGCAGACAUUCAUGAUUCCUGGUACCAUAUUCAUGUCCCUUCUGGCCGGAGCUCUUUUUGGAGUCAGCAAAGGUCUCGUUCUCGUGGUUUUUACUGCCACUGCGGGUGCAUCUUCCUGUUAUUUCCUCUCAAAAAUAAUCGGCCGCCCUUUAGUCAGUUGGCUUUGGCCCGAAAAGCUAAGGUUUUUCCAGGCAGAGAUUGCCAAACGCAGGGAAAAGCUUCUCAACUACAUGCUCUUCUUAAGGAUAACUCCAACCUUACCCAACACAUUUAUAAACUUGGCGUCACCCAUAGUCGACAUACCAUUUCACAUAUUCUUUUUUGCAACUCUAGUUGGCCUUAUUCCCGCUUCUUUUAUCACUGUUAGAGCAGGCCUUGCUCUAGGGGACCUAAAGUCUCUGGGAGAUCUGUAUGACUUAAAAACCUUGGUGGUUCUCUUCUUGAUUGGUUCUGUUGCAAUAUUUCCAAGUAUUCUGAAGAGGAAGCGUACAUACGAAUGAACCUUAACAGGUACACAUCAGGAAUAAGAAUGGAGCAUUAAGGAUUAUAAUAUACAGGCUUUUGCUUCUUAACGGCUAAGCAAAAGAUAGGGCGAGCACACAGUUAGGGUUUCUUCUUUUUGUUUAACCAGAUGCUGAUAUAUAAUAUAUAGAGUUGGUGCUCUUUUGGCAGCCAAUGAUUAGUGGAAAGAAGAGGCGGUGUUGCGAAGAAAGUUUACACUAUUUCGACCAAUCAUUGGCUGCCAUGUGAGCCAGUGGUGGUAGGUAUUUGGGUGUGACAGCUUCCUUUUAUAUUGCUUCACCGCUUAAGUAGAAGUUUUAGGAGGUGGAGUGUAUUUUUAAUGUGAUGUUUGGUAUUUGGCGGGAUUCUUUAUGCCAUAAUGUUGAUUAUGUCUUUUAUUAGAAGAUUUACAAUGCA